AUGGCACAGAAAGGACCAAUUACCACGUCAUUUACCCAGCUCAUGGGCAUCAAGCACCCCGUUGUGCUUGCGGGCAUGGCGCAUACUUCGGGCGGAGAACUCUCUGCUGCCGUUUCAAAUGCUGGCGGCCUGGGAGUCAUUGGCGGUUUGCAAUAUACGCCCGACCAGCUUCGAGAAAUUAUCGCGGAAAUGAAGGCAAAUUUUAAGCAGCCAGAUCUGCCUUUUGGCAUUGAUCUCGCGCUCCCUCAAAUUGGCGGAAACGCACGGAAAACGAAUCACGAUUAUACACACGGGAAGCUGGAAGAGCUGAUUGAUUUGACUAUUGAGAGCGGUGCAAAAUUGUUUGUUUGCGCCAUUGGUGUUCCACCAAAGCACAUCAUUGAAAAGCUUCACAAAAAUGGAAUCUACGUCAUGAACAUGGUCGGUCACCCAAAACACGCUGUCAAGGCCCUAGAUCUCGGUGUCGAUAUUGUUUGUGCGCAGGGAACCGAGGCAGGCGGUCAUACAGGAGAUAUAGCAAGCUCAGUUCUAAUACCUGCAGUCGUUGACGUUGCCAGACGAUAUAAGCCGCCGAUGCUUAAAGGAUCCUCAGCCUUGGUUCUCGCCGCUGGUGGCAUCUGUAAUGGCCGCGGCGUCGCAGCAGCUCUAAUGCAAGGUGCCUCUGCAGUUUGGGUCGGAACUCGUUUUGUGGCAUCUGUCGAGGCCAACAGUAGCAACGACCACAAGCAGGCCGUGGUGGAUUGCGAUUUCACCGAAACGGAGCGAACACUCGUCCUGUCCGGAAGGCCUCUACGAAUGAAGCCCAACGACUAUAUUAAGCGGUGGAACCGGAACCCUCAACAGAUUCAAGAUCUGUGCAACCGCGGCGUCGUGCCAGUCGAGUAUGAUCUGGAAAAUGGAGCUGAGGACAUUGAUGUGCCUCACUUCAUGGGUCAGGUGGCAGGCUCGAUCCGCCGUAUCCAACCGGCCGGUGAAAUCGUGCAGGAACUUGUUGACGAAGCCGUUGAGAUGCUGAGAAUGGGAGGAACAUAUCUGAAUGGUGGCAGUAAGCUAUAG
Pochonia chlamydosporia 170 is the source of this 1056-nucleotide messenger RNA. RefSeq names its product oxidoreductase. The transcript has a single exon. The record is from RefSeq and is a predicted model, not a curated record. The coding region runs from base 1 to 1056 and encodes 351 amino acids. Lineage: Eukaryota; Fungi; Ascomycota; Sordariomycetes; Hypocreales; Clavicipitaceae. Gene Ontology annotation, molecular function: nitronate monooxygenase activity.